AUGCGUGCUUAUAUGGUUGGCUUGCUUGUCCCUCUUUUACUUACUCUUUUAUUUCGGAAUUCCAAGAAUAGAAAAAAGCGAGGGUUGCCUGUUGACGUUGGUGGGCAUUCUGGGUAUGGAAUCCGAAACUAUCGGUUUGCUUCUCCAGUAGAAACAGCCUGGUCAGGUGUCACAACAGUUGCAGAACUCUUUGAGCACUCAUGCAAGCUGCACAAAGACAAGAGACUGCUUGGAACUCGGAGACUGAUUUCGAGGGAGAUGGAAAUAUCCGAAAAUGGAAGGUCCUUUGAGAAGCUUCAUUUGGGAGAUUAUGAGUGGUCAAGCUAUGGAAAAGUGUUAGAAGCUGUGUGCAAUUUUGCUUCUGGUUUAGCAAAACUUGGGCAUAAAAAGGAAGAACGUGUAGCACUUUUUGCUGAUUCAAGGGAAGAAUGGUUUAUUGCAUUGCAGGUUUUUUCAGGCGCAAUGCUACUGUUGUGA
Ilex paraguariensis (yerba mate) is the source of this 477-nucleotide messenger RNA. The record is from the annotation of a GenBank genome assembly. Lineage: Eukaryota; Viridiplantae; Streptophyta; Magnoliopsida; Aquifoliales; Aquifoliaceae.